AUGGCGCAGAGCGACGUGCUCCUGACCAAAGAGCCGGCCCAGCAGGCAGUGCCGGUGUGCGAGCUGCCGUGCAAGGUGUACGAUGUGGAGCGCAACACAGGCGCCUAUACCUCGUCUGGCCUGGCCACUGCCGGCUUCCGCUCCGCCAAGUACCUGAUGGACGAGUGGUUCCAGAACAGCUAUGCCCGCUAUCACCAGGCCUUCGCUGACCGUGACCAGUCGGAGCGGCAGCGCCACGAGAGCAAGCAGCUGGCGACCGAGACAGAGGCACUCGCGCGGCGUACGCAGGAGGACAGCACGCGCAGGUUGGGCGAGUGGCUGCAGGACACCCACUGCUGGAAGUCUGAGCUGCAGCGCGAGAUCCAGGACCUGGAGGCCGAGACUAACCUGCUUCUGGCGGAGAAGCUGCGGCUGGAGCGCGCCCUGGACGCCACGGCGCUGCCCUACUCCAUCGCCACCGACAACCUGCAGUGCCGCGAGCGCCGCCAGCACCCGGACCUCGUGCGUGACUGCGUGGAAAUCGAGCUGCUGAAGGAGGCCGAGCUCAUCAGGAACAUCCAGGAACUCCUGAAAAGGACCAUCAAGCAAGCGGUCAACCAGACACGGCUGAACCGUCAACACAAGGAGACCUGUGAGAUGGACUGGUCCGACAAGGUGGAGGCCUAUAACAUCGACGAGACCUGCUCCCGCUACCACAAUCAGAGUACCGACGUGCAGUUCUACCCACACUCAGUGGUGCUGGAGGAGAGUGCCUCCACUCCAGAGACCUGGGCCAUGUUCAGCCGGGACAACCUGUGCCGAGCUGAGCGCGAGCGCCUGGCCUCUGUCAACCUGCGGCAGCUCAUCGACUGCAUCCUGCGAGACACGUCUCAGGACCUGCGGAUGCAGUGUGACGCUGUGAACCUGGCCUUCAACCAGCGCUGCCAGGAGCUGGAAGAUGCGCUCCACAAACUGAAACACCACCUGCUCAAGGCGCUGCGGGAGAUCACGGACCAGGAGCACAACAUCGCGGCCCUGAAACAGGCCAUCAAGGACAAGGAGGCGCCCCUGAAAGUGGCUCAGACCCGCCUCUACCAGCGCUCCCACCGGCCCAACGUGGAGCUGUGCAGAGACACCGCGCAGUUUAGGCUGGUGUGUGAGGUGAAGGAGCUAAACAAGUCCCUGGAGGCACUCAAGGAGAAACUUCUGGAAGCGGAGCAGUCGCUCCGGAACCUGGAGGACACUCGGAUGACCCUGGAGAAGGACAUCGCCGUCAAGAGCAACAGCCUCUUCAUCGACCGCCAGAACUGCAUGGUCCACCGUACCCGCUACCCCUCUGUCCUGCAGCUGGCGGGUUACCAGUGA
Molecule: messenger RNA, 1344 nt
Organism: Elephantulus edwardii (Cape elephant shrew)
Lineage: Eukaryota; Metazoa; Chordata; Mammalia; Macroscelidea; Macroscelididae
Product: tektin-4-like
Exons: 6
Coding region: 1-1344 (447 amino acids)
Biological process (GO): cilium movement involved in cell motility; cilium assembly
Cellular component (GO): nucleus; microtubule cytoskeleton; sperm flagellum
Source: RefSeq, a predicted model, not a curated record